Molecule: messenger RNA, 2208 nt
Organism: Symbiodinium sp. CCMP2456
Lineage: Eukaryota; Dinophyceae; Suessiales; Symbiodiniaceae
Source: the annotation of a GenBank genome assembly
AUGCGGUCGUCGGGGAACUUUCGCCGAGCUGUGGCUGUUGCAGCAGCCACCGCCGUGGCGACGAGUUGCACCACGGCCCUGGCGGAAUCCAGGUCUGCAGCUGCGCCAGUUCCGCUUCUGGGAGGGCCUGUGUCGUGGCACUUCGGACAAUGGCGGCCGGUAACGGAUGCCGUCCGCGGAGGGGUGUCUACGGCGAGGCUGAUACCGAGCGAGGCCGGCGCCAGAUUCCAAGGAACUCUGGACCCCAGCAAGCUGAAAGCGGGGUUCGCUGGCGUUAACCUCGACGUUGCGGAGCUUCCAAAGCCGCUGACGGAUUUCACAGGCCUGAAGCUCGAUGUAGCCGGCUCCGACGGGCGAGAGUACACGCUGCUCUUGAAGAUCCGGGGAGCUGAGGCAGGAAGCUCUUACCAAGUCCGUUUCACUCCGGCGCCAGAGGAAAGCCUAGAGGUGCCGUUUAGCCGUUUCGCCGGCUUCCGUCGCGGGCGGCCCGAUCCGACUGCGCCGCCUCUGCAUACAGCUGAUGUGGGAACGAUCGCCCUGCAGAUUGCGAGCAACUUCCAGGAGCAAUCCGGAGACUACCAGCUGGGUUUGAAGGGCCUUGCCGGCGUGAGGGAUGCCGCCGUGUAUAGCAUCGUGACGGAGGAGCUGCCGCACCUGCGUGACAGGACAAGGCUCCUAGACAAAGAGGAGGGCAAGGCGCGGGACGACCGCGAGGGUCUGCGGCGUCAUCUAGAGGCAAACGAGCGGAUGGCCAGCUACUUGGAGCGCUGCAGCCCCCUGGUGACGAAGCACGACAACGCGGCAGUCGGUCGGUUUCUGGAAGGGCUGGCAGAGUUGGGGAAGAAGGAUUUCACGGACGACGAAGUGCUCCAGCUUGUGAACAUGGGCCCGAUUGAUCCACUGUAUAUCUUCGGCAUCUGCGAAGACAGCGAUCGACGAUUUGGCGAAAAAGACUUGCAGCACAUCUGUGGCCUGGCACAGCAGCACCUGGGGGCCGAGAGCCUGGCUCCCGAUCCCGAGUCAGCGGAGGAAGUAGAGCAGGAACCUGCUGAGGCCACCCGGCUGGAUUUCGUUGAAUGGAUGACGACUGUGGAAACAUGCUUCUUGUUGGAGCUGCGUGCAUUGGUCAUGGGGCAAUGCAGAGGGGUGGCCAAGAGCUUCGUAGAUUCCAUGCGCCGCGCCAUGCUGGCGCCGUCCCUGCCGACCACUGGGGACAUGCUGGCGACCCUGCCUCUGCCUCUGCCGCCUCUGCCGCCGACGCCUGGGACUGAAAGCCAAAGGCCUCUACCAUCCCGGUGUCACCAUUCUCCCAUUCAUCCCAAGUCCUCAAGUUUCGCCGGCCUCGGAUUGCCUUUGGCUUUGGCUCGGCGAAAACGAGCCACCCGGCGGAUCUGCCGAAACAUCGCCGUCAAAGAGGAGAUCACAGCGCUCUCCACCGGGGCGGCUCCUUUGGACAAGGCCUUGGGCGGCGGCCUGCCGUGCGGGCACAUCGUCGAGGUCAUAGGUUGCCCUCAGAGCGGCAAGACCUCCCUGGCUCUGUCCUGCGUCGCCGGGGCACAGGCCACGGGCCGGCGACAGCGCUGUGCCAUCAUGGAUAUGGACGGAUGCCUAGGCCCGAGGCACCUGGUCGAGAUGGGCGUGAGCCUGGCCAGAGACAAGCUGGAUGUCUUUAAACCCCGCUCGGCUGAGGAGGUUGUGAGCAUGAUCCAGGAUCUGACCAAGUCCAGAUUCUUUGACCUUAUUGUGUUGGAUUCCUUGGGGUCCAUGACCUCUGAGAGCCAACUUCGCUCUGACCUCAAGGACGGAGAUAGUUUCGGUGCGAGUGACCUCACAAAGAUUCUCUCCAAGUUCUUCCGACAGGCGGCUCCCAUGCUGAGGCAGUGCCGGACGACCCUCCUUUGUACCAACCAGUUCCGAGGGGGAUCCUUGCUCUUCGGCCCGAAAGAGGUGCCCUUUGGCGGCCAGGCCCUAGGGAGGCGGUCAUCCGUCCGCCUGUGCACCAUCGAGCCGCAGAUUCGGGAAAUCGCCGGAUGCGCACCCAGCCUCCAGUGCCAGGUGGAGAUCAUCAAGUUCGCUGGUGUGCCUGACCAAAGGCAGACGGCCACCAGCGUGGAGUUCGGGUUGGUCUUUGGCAAAGGUGCGAGCUGGGGUGGAAGCAUAUCGGAUCUCCGAAGCAGUGAGCACGAUGUGCCGGAGCUAUCUGUGUAA